AUGCCCAUUCUUGAGGAUAUUUCUGUCAAUGUGCGAGUCACUUGCAGCAGUACUCGUCUACAAGCCAGCAACAAAUCCGAGGAACCUGUCUGCAGCCCUGCAGCUAUCAAGCUGUCAUCCCUCAAGAGGACUCGUAACAUGGACGAUGAUGAAGAUGUCUAUGACGAGUACGACGAGUAUGAAGACGACGAGUAUGAAGACGACGAGGAUUACGAGGACUACCAACAGCUUCUGCACGACCUUGCGGACAAGUUUGGUAGCAACAUGGUUGACGAAGAUGAAGAGAUCGGGUGCGAAUUUCCCGACAUGGACAACAAGGAAAUGCCCAGCGAUCUAGCAACUUCGUUCUUAGACCAUGACCAAGUGGGAGAGGGUAAAGACGCCUACGUGACCAAUUUAGAGCAAGCUGCUCGAUAUACCGAUAUCUUCGCAGAGGCACUCGAAGGGCUUCAAGAUGCCUGGUCAAUCCGGUCACCGAAGGCCUCCUCCACACUCUUAUCCAGGACACGCUCCCGUAUCUUGCUGUGUUCAUCGGCAGUAAGGAGGAAUGCCUUGAUGAUUCCAUGGGUCUUGACAAAGGCGUGGAUGGCAACCAGCCGCUUUUUGCACUUCCACAGCUAG
Cryphonectria parasitica EP155 is the source of this 621-nucleotide messenger RNA. RefSeq lists its product as uncharacterized. The transcript is spliced from 2 exons. The record is from RefSeq and is a predicted model, not a curated record. Bases 1 to 621 code for a protein of 206 amino acids. Lineage: Eukaryota; Fungi; Ascomycota; Sordariomycetes; Diaporthales; Cryphonectriaceae.